This is a messenger RNA of Caenorhabditis bovis, 804 nucleotides long. The record is from the annotation of a GenBank genome assembly. Lineage: Eukaryota; Metazoa; Nematoda; Chromadorea; Rhabditida; Rhabditidae.
AUGCGCUCGAUUUUUCUGCACUCGAUUCUCAUCUCAUUCGUCUCUUCUCAACUUCCAUUCAUUCUUCAAAUCAACAAUCAAUUCACUUCACUUACCGACGUUGAUUACCGAAAUGCGCAAUUUGUGCCGAACAGUUUAGUGAGAAGGACGAGGAAUUUGCACAAUGACAUGAGAUUUCCAUCAAUGAGAAUCAAACGCGGCGGAGUUGCAGUGGUUGCUGAAAAAGACAAAUGGCCGAAUGGACGUGUUCCAUACAUCCUCUCUGCCGCUUAUACUAGUGCUCAGCGUGCGGUUCUCGCCAAAGCAUUCGACGCAUAUGCAAAGAAGACAUGCAUUCGAUUCGUUCCCAAGUCUCCAACUGAUCAAGACUACAUUGUUAUUCAGAAAUUGGAUGGAUGCUAUGCUGAUUUCUCGAGAGUCGGCGGCAGACAACAAGUAUCAUUAGCGGAUGAGUGUAUCGAUUACUCAACGAUUAUUCAUGAGCUUAUGCAUGUCAUUGGAUUCAUUCAUGAGCAUCAACGUGACGAUCGUGACAGAUAUGUGAAGAUUUUAUAUCAAAAUGUGAUUCCAGGCGCUAACACUGAUUUUGAUAAGCUUUCCAAUUUGGGAUUGUCGUAUUACAACGAAAAUUACGACUAUAUGUCAAUAAUGCAUUAUGAAUCAAAUGAAGGAAGCCGAAAUGGAAAGAAUACCAUCGAAGCCAAGAUUCCGCAUUACACUCCUUUGAUGGGCAGAGCGACCGAUUUUUCCGCUUCUGACUUGAGAAGAGUGAAUCGCGCCUAUAAGUGCUCAACACACUUCUGA